AUGUGGGAUAUAUUGGAGGUCACGUAUGAAGGAACCAACAAGGUGAAAGAAAUAAGAAUCAAUCUUCUAGUUCGGGACUAUGAGCUAUUUCAAAUGAAUGAUGGAGAAUCAGUAGAGGAAAUGUUCUCCAGGUUCAGCAAAAUCUUUGGAUAUAUAAAGUCUUUUGGUAGACCAAUAAAAAGUGGAGAACAUGUCAAAAAAACUCUUAGAAGUAUUCCCGUGAUUUGGCAGCCCAAGAUUAUUGCUCUGGAAUGUCAGGACCUUGACAAAAUGCCCUAUGAUGAACUUAGAGGUGAUCUGAUUGCCUUUGAGAAAACUCACUUGGACAGGCAGAUUCAACAAGAAAAGAAGAAAACGGUUGCUUUUAAAGAAACUGUGGCUGAACCAGAAAAUGAAGAGGAAGAGGAAGGAGGAGAACAGGAUAAAAACAUAGCCAUGCUCUCUCAAGUUGUAACAAGCAUGAUGAGGAAAAACAGAAAUAACAGGAAAGGAAAAUCAAACUUCAAAAAAGGAAGGAUGAAUAAUGAAAAUGAUAAAAAUGAUGGAGGAUGCUAUGAAUGUGGAAAGAAUGGACACAUUCAAGUUGAUUGUCCCGAACUGAAGAAGAAGCUCAGCAGGAACUUUCAAAAGAAGAAGUCCUUUGGAGCCUGGAGUGAUGAAGAAGAAUCUGACCAUGAAGAAAUUGCAAAUAUGUGUUUCAUGGCCAUAAAAGAAGAUAGCAAUGAGGACUCAUAUGAACUUGGGCUCAUGGCAGAUGAAGGAACAAAUGAAGAAGAGGACUCAAGUGAACUUGGUCUUAUGGCAGACGAGGGAACCAGUGAGGUACGGCUUCCUACAUGUCCCAACUGUUAUGAACUCCAAGAAUUUAUUGAAAUUACUCUUGCAGAUAUUGAGAGAGUUCUAAAUGAACUCAGAAAAAUUCAAAGAGAAAAGAAAGACUGGGCCUUGAAGCUGGAAGUCUAUGAAAUUGAGCAUGAUAUGCUUCAAGAUGAAGUUAAUAAACUUCAACUUCAACUGAAUGGAUUGCGAAAAUCCACCAGUCAUGGUUCUGUCAAAUCAAAUGAGAUUGUUCCUCAUAUAUCUUUGAUUAGAACUAGAAAUUCCCAUGCAUGCUCUUAUUGCGGUAAAAAUGGUCACAACACUAACCAAUGCAGGAAUAUAAUUAGAGCAGAAAGAGGCUCUGAAAAUCCCAAUAAUACGUCUUGUUUUUAUUGCAAAAAAUUUGGUCACACUUCUAACCAUUGCAGGUUCAAGGACAACAGAAGAUGGGUCUGGCGACCUAAAUUCUCUAGUCAAGCUAACACUCACAAAACCAUUCAGGACCCAAGCAGGCUUGGGUACCUAAAAACAAGUAAUUUUGUUUUACAGGAGCACAGCAAGAAGAAUCGAAAAGGAAAAUAG
This is a messenger RNA of Nicotiana tabacum (common tobacco), 1401 nucleotides long. The record is from RefSeq and is a predicted model, not a curated record. Lineage: Eukaryota; Viridiplantae; Streptophyta; Magnoliopsida; Solanales; Solanaceae.